Molecule: messenger RNA, 732 nt
Organism: Paramormyrops kingsleyae
Lineage: Eukaryota; Metazoa; Chordata; Actinopteri; Osteoglossiformes; Mormyridae
Source: RefSeq, a predicted model, not a curated record
CUUCCCCGACCAGACACCUACCUAUAUAUAUUUUUUUUUUGCUCAUUCAAAGAAGCACGUAGGAUAACAUGAGGCCCACGUUAUGAUUGGAUUAUUCUGGCUGUCAUUCAAAUCGCGUGUCAAAUGGAAGGCGCCGCUAUAAACGUGACCUGUGUGCGUGGCGUCUAAUUGGGGGAUGCAUUACUUCCGUGCGCCGCCGUAUAGGUGGGAGGUGAGAUCACGUGUCAGAUAUACCGGAAGAAACCCUUUGCGGGUGCUGGAGCGGCGAUUUCCGGCUUGCAGAAGAAAGUUAAGCAGGAGUGGUCUGCUGGUUCUGGGUUCUGAAAAAUGGACAAUAAAGGAAGGAAAGUGGUGGUUUGUGACAAUGGAACCGGGUUUGUGAAGUGUGGCUAUGCUGGCUCCAACUUCCCCGAGCACAUCUUCCCAGCCCUGGUGGGACGACCCAUCAUCCGCUCUACAGCCAAAGUGGGCAACAUCGAGAUCAAGGACUUGAUGGUGGGGGAUGAGGCGAGUGAGCUGCGGUCCAUGCUGGAGGUGAACUACCCCAUGGAGAACGGCAUCGUGCGGAACUGGGACGACAUGAAGCACCUGUGGGACUACACCUUCGGACCCGAGAAGCUCAACAUCGAGUCGCGCAACUGCAAGAUCCUCCUCACAGAGCCACCCAUGAACCCCACCAAGAACAGGGAGAAGAUCAUCGAGGUGAGUCCUACCUGAAGGAAAAAUGCUGUU